GCGGUGAGUGUCGCUCAACCAAAAACAAAACAACUUAUGAAAGUUCGUUCUUGUCGUUUUCACAGCACCGAGGAGUCAGGUCAACCAGAGCGCGUAAUAACUGCACACGGGCGGACACAAUCGAGUGUCCCCAAUCGCACUGGCAGCGCGUCAGCCAGCUGCAAUCCUCCACAGAGGCGUCUCUCCCACCCGCAUGCUCCGCCGCGCCUGGAAGCCCGUCCUCGGCACCGCCCUCCUCGUCGGCGCCCCAUCCUACCUCUACUACCGACACUACUACCACAAACCGGCGACCGAGACCUUCGACCUCGCGAUGCGCGUGCGCGGGCCCGACGGCCGGCCCACCAGCGUCACCCGCAGGCUGCCCUUGCUCUCCAAGGCGCAGGCCGAUGCGCGCCUCGUCGAGCACGCGACGCUGAAGACGGUGACGAGGCCCGGGGGAGUGGUGUGGAAGCAGGCGACGGCGAUACUUGCGUCGAACGACCCCAUCGAGGACGCGAACGCGAGCGCGUUCAUACAUCGCGAUGUGGCGGACAAGGCAUACCCCGGCGACCUCCUCUUCUUCGCCGUCAUGGACGGUCACGGUGGCCCCGAGACGUCCCGCCUGCUCUCGCAGGUCCUCAUACCCGCAGUGGCUCUGGAGCUCCACCAGCUGACCAGCCCCGACAGCACCAGCCAGAAGGCCGGCGCUCUUCAGACUCUCAAGGCCUUACUAUACCCCACAUCUUCUUCCAUCAGCGCACAGAUACCACUCGACUCUGACCCUGAGCUCGUCAAGCGUGCCAUUCAGGACGCAUUCGUCAACCUCGACACGGAGCUCGUCACAGCACCACUCCGGAUAUUAUCCCAAUACGUUGACAAGAAGUCUCUCAAGAAGGGCGCCAUCCCCGACCUCAGCAGCCAUCCCAUGGCCAUCGCGAGCAUGCAGCCCGCCAUCUCAGGCAGCUGUGCGAUCAUGGCUCUAUUUGACACUGCACACGAGAACCUGUACGUCGCAUGUACGGGUGACAGCCGCGCAGUCGCUGGCAUCUACGAAGAGUCUCCAGACGGCCAGGGCCGGUGGCGCGUAGAAGCACUCAGCGAGGACCAGACCGGUCGCAAUCCGAGCGAACUGAAGCGGUUACAAUCGGAGCAUCCUGCAGACGAAGCCAACGCAGUAGUCACCCGAGGCCGUAUCCUCGGUGGCCUGGAGCCCAGCCGCGCCUUCGGCGACGCCCGCUACAAAUGGCCCCGCGAAGUCCAAACCCUUCUACAAAAAACGUUCCUUGAGGGCAACGACCAAUCCAUGCGCCCGACGCCCGCGCUGCUCAAGACGCCGCCCUACGUGACCGCGCGCCCGGAGGUCACCCACCGCAAGCUCUCCCUCCCCACCACCGACUCCCCCCACCCCGCGUCCGCACUCCGCUUCGUCGUCCUCGCCACUGACGGCCUCUGGGACGAGCUCUCCUCCGAGGAGGUCGUCGCCCUCGUCGGCGGAUACCUCCAGGGUCUCAAGGGCACCGUCCCGAAAGCGCGAUUAUCGGACCUCGUGAAGACUUCCACGGGCGCACCCACGGUAAAUGGGAAGGCGGCGCGCACGAAGGUCUCGGAGGGCUCCUGGGCGUUCGUCGACGACAACGUCGGCACGCAUCUCAUCCGGAACGCCCUGGGCGGGGGCGACGACGACAAGAUGCGGAAGCUGCUCAGCAUCCCGCCGCCGGCGUCGCGAAGCUACAGGGACGACAUCACCGUGACCGUCGUGUGGUGGGAGGACGGCGCAGAGGCGAGUUCCUCCUCCACAGCAGCAGAGGAGAAGGUCCGAGCCAAGCUGUGACACAUGCACAUUGCUCGUUGUAUUUACAUUCCGACGUAAUGUAGCAUACCAGAAAGCGAUGACUGUCCUCGCUUGAGCCUCGCUGAGCCGUGCUGAUACCCGAGCUC
Messenger RNA from Laetiporus sulphureus 93-53, 1917 nucleotides. RefSeq names its product protein serine/threonine phosphatase 2C. NCBI's taxonomy places the organism in Eukaryota, Fungi, Basidiomycota, Agaricomycetes, Polyporales, Laetiporaceae. The coding region runs from base 194 to 1810 and encodes 538 amino acids. Gene Ontology annotation, molecular function: protein serine/threonine phosphatase activity. The transcript is spliced from 5 exons. Gene Ontology annotation, biological process: protein dephosphorylation. The record is from RefSeq and is a predicted model, not a curated record.